AUGACAAAUCAUCUUAUCUCACUAGAAUGUGUGUCAUCAUUUACACGCAAAUAUUACACUGCAACAACAUAUACAAAAAGAAUAAGAUCGCGUAAUUCGUUUCCAUUGGAGAGCAAUUUCUCAACGCUAGGUACCGCAGUUGAAAAAACGCCAGUCUGUGCUACUGAUAUUAACGAUGUACUUGGCAAUUGCCGUUUAUUCACAAAACUCACAAUCGACACGGGAACAAAACAAGUCGUUCCAACAAAUCCGACCGCAGUGUCAAGCGUUCAAGUUUCUCCAAAAGCAAAUCGUCGAUUUUCCAGCGACGAACUUCGGGAAGCCAUUGAUAAUGUAGACAUUUCAUCAGACGCUGUUAAUGACCAAAUUACCGAAAUUGGGGAAAUCGAAUCUGGUACUGAUACACAUGGAUAUGGCGAGAUUAUUAAACGGUUGGAUCGUGUGGAAGCAUUGCAACUGGCUGCAGCGAAGAGAGAUGCUCAAAUUUUGGUUGCAGUUAAAAAAUUGUGCCUCGCUUACACUAAAUACAACGACGACAACGAUGAGAUCAAAAAAAUGUUACCAAUGAAAAGCCAACCACAAUUCGACGAAAUAGAAAUACGACUUACAGCAGAGCCCACACUCGUAGAAAAGUUUAGAGCAUAUCUUCGUGGGUUUAAGACCUCGAAUAAUCCUGUUAACUUCACUUCCAUGCUGAGCGUGCUGAUGAGUGACGAAUUGGUAGACAGUUAUAACUACAAAGGAAUCUUGAAUAAAGCGAAAUUAGAGGGCACCAAAAUCGUCGAUAUCAUACAUGACCUGCACAAGCCGAUGGAUAUUAAAACGUUUGCGAAAUUAAUGCGUGAAACCAUCGACCUGGCAAAAAACCGACACCACAAUGAACAAUAUCGUAAGCGACAAAUGAAAUUGGCACAACAAAUGGACUUGUGAUCCAUACAUUAAAAUCACAUGACGGGCUGGUAGAUAAUUUAUAUUUUUAUUCUCUGUUUCCAUUUGAUGCUGUACUGAGUAAGCUCCUCAAUUUUUAUAUUCAUUUCCUGUACUUGUAGUUUAUUCGUUUUUUUUAUUUAAAUUUUAAUGAACUGAGAUAACAAUUAAUUUGGGCUGUGUGAACUCGCGACGACGAGCUUAUUUUCAUUCGUAAUUUUUUAUAUUGUGUAACGAUUCUUGUGCUUUCUUAUUUCUCGAUUUAUUUUCAUUAAUUUGUUGGACUUAAAGUCCAUUUGAAUUUGUCACUUAAAUUUUAAUGAACUGUGUAUGUGAUAACUAUUUGGGCUGUAACGAUUUGUUAUAUUA
Molecule: messenger RNA, 1296 nt
Organism: Bradysia coprophila
Lineage: Eukaryota; Metazoa; Arthropoda; Insecta; Diptera; Sciaridae
Source: RefSeq, a predicted model, not a curated record